Messenger RNA from Drosophila busckii, 1751 nucleotides. RefSeq names its product AH receptor-interacting protein. The record is from RefSeq and is a predicted model, not a curated record. Gene Ontology annotation, molecular function: peptidyl-prolyl cis-trans isomerase activity; protein binding. Lineage: Eukaryota; Metazoa; Arthropoda; Insecta; Diptera; Drosophilidae. The transcript has 3 exons. The coding region runs from base 160 to 1119 and encodes 319 amino acids.
GCUGCCCACACAAAUAUUGCAAUUGCAGUGCAGCAGUGAAGACAAAAGGUUCAUAAAAUAUUUAUUUACCAACAAAUAAGCUUUCAAGUAUUAAUUAUACAUAAAAAAAUUUGCAAGUUUGCACAGCGUAGGAAGUAAAACAUAAGUAAAGUAUUAGAAAUGGACAAAGUAAACAACGAAAUGAAUUUAAUCCGCAAACAAGUUGUAAAUCCAGGCAACAAAUAUAUUGAGCUCAAGCCAGGCACUAGGGUAAAGUUUCAUUUUCAAACACGACGGGCCAAUGACGUACGUGUGAUUGACGAUAGUCGAGUAAUGGACAAGCCCAUGGAGCUCGUCCUGGGCAAAAAAUUUAAGCUCGAGGUGUGGGAGGCAAUUGUGCAGAAAAUGUCUCUCAACGAGGUGGCCAAAUUUACUGUGCACAAAUCUCUUUGCUCUCAGUAUCCUUUUAUAUCCAAGACUCUGCGCGAUAUAGGAAAAAAAUCGGAGGAGCGUCGCCACUGCUGUGGAAUGACUUUACAAAAUGAAGGCAUUGGAUAUGCUGACUUGGACGAACUUUUGCAAAAGCCUGGGGACCUCGAGUUUACACUUGAGCUUUUCUCCAUUGAGCUACCCGAGGAAUAUGAGAAAGAGCGCUGGCAAAUGUCCGAUGAUGAAAAAAUGAUUGCUACUCAUACGCUUCGCGAACGCGGUAAUCGUCACUACAAGGACCAGGAGUAUACCGAAGCAGAGACCUGCUAUCGCGAAGCUGUAGGCAUGGUAGAGCAGCUAAUGCUGAAGGAGAAGCCGCAUGAUGCAGAAUGGAUCGAGCUGGCAAGCAUUAAGGUACCGUUGUUGCUCAACUUUGCCCAGUGUCGUCUUAUUGCUGGCGACUUCUAUGCUGUCAUCGAGCACUGCAACGAGGUGUUGAAUUUAGAGCCACGCAAUGUUAAGGCAUUGUUCCGUCGCGCUAAGGCCCACGCUGGCGCCUGGAAUCCUGCCCAGGCACGUCGUGAUUUUCUUGAUGCUUUAGCCUUGGACACCACUCUCAAGGCGACUGUCACUCGCGAAUUGAAAUCUAUUGAGGAGCAGCAGCAUGAACGCAACGUGCAGGACCGCAUUCAUAUGCAGAAGCUCUUCUAGAAUAUAAGUUGUGCCAAUGUUCUGCUCGUGCUAUUGGUCUAUUGGAGUAGUUAUGGGGAUCGUUAACAGUUAGCCAACUCGUUUCUUAUUUGGUUAAAGGGCAGCAUUUUCUUUAUAGUUACCGAUCUCUGCUCCAAAGGCUUCAUCGUCAUUUGCCUCUUCCUCAAUCAGAUGCUCUGCUGCUGGGCUCUCUAUCGCACAGCGUGCGAUGCUUAUCGACGAUAUAAACGAAAGGCUCGCCGUCGCAAUCGCCGACAGCGAGCAGCACGCAGACAAUGGCGUCCAAGAAUCUAAAUAUAAUGGAAAUUAUAUUAUAAAUGUAUGUAAUAUUAUAUAGAUGUUUGUUGAACGCUUGAUAUACGCAAAUGAAUUCCAACAAAAAGCUGCCCUUUUGGAGCGAAUUCAAAUGCAAUAGUUUUAACUAUUAUUAAAUUAAAUUAAAGAAAUUUAAUUUUAAGAUGGACACAGCACAGUUAACACUCGCUAAACAAAACCAAGCGCUUACUGUAGUUAUGUCUACAGUACUAUCAAGUGCUUGCUGCAAGUCUAUCAGCUGAAUCUUCUGGUUAAUUAUGCCAAAAAGAAUAUAGUAUAAAUGUGUAGAACUUAGGGCAAAGCCCCAUAAAUAUAUU